AUGAUGCGCAUCCUCCCCCGCUCGUUUCGCGCGGCGGCUCGCCCCCUCCCUCGCGCGGCUAGACUAUACCAGUCCGUCGCGUCCCGCCCUGUCCCACCUACCGCGUCUUCCAGCCAACUGAAGGACGCAACUCCUUCCCGCUCAUACGCUACCGAGACGUCCAUCCCGCCCAGCGCAAAUGACAUGUUUGCGAACGGAACAAACGCGUUCUACGCGGACGAGAUGUACAGGCACUGGAAGAGCGACCCAAAGAGCGUGCACGUCUCGUGGGCUACCUACUUUGAGGGACUGGACAAGGGACUGCCAUCGUCCUCCGCCUACACACCGCCUCCGGGUUACUCGGGCGCUGGGUCCACCGUACCCGCCGCUGCCGAUGGUAGCCCGGAAUUGCAGGUCUCUGGCGGUGGUGAAGUUGCCGACUACUUGAAGGUCCAGCUCCUCAUCCGCGCGUACCAGGUUCGAGGACACCACAUUGCUAACCUCGACCCCCUCCGUAUCUCCAACGCCGACCUCGACGCCAACACUCCACCAGAACUCCGGCUGGAGUACUAUGGAUGGACUGAAAAGGAUCUCGAAAAGGAGAUCAAGCUCAAUUCGUCCAUUCUCCCUCGGUUCAUCGGGUCCGUCCCGGGGGACAAGAUGACGAUUGGGCAGAUUAUUGAGGAGCUGAAGCGGAUGUACUGCCACCACGUUGGUGUUCAGUACGUCCACAUUGUCGAUCGGGGACAGUGCGACUGGAUCCGGGAGCGUGUCGAACUCCCCACCCAGUGGAAAUACAACACGGAGGAGAAGCGGAUGAUCCUCGACCGGACUAUGUGGUCUGAGCUUUUCGAAAAGUUCAUUGCGUCCAAAUACCCCAACGAGAAGCGGUUCGGUCUCGAGGGGUGCGAAUCCCUCGUCCCCGGUAUGAAGGCGCUUAUCGACCGAUCGGUCGACGAGGGCGUCAAAUCCAUCGUCAUCGGUAUGCCCCAUCGUGGACGGCUCAACGUCCUCGGCAACGUCAUCCGGAAGCCUAUCGAGGCUAUCUUGAAUGAAUUCGCCGGGGCGGUGGAGAAGCAGGAAGGAGGCGGAGACGUAAAGUACCACUUGGGUGCCAACUACGUCCGGCCCACACCGAGCGGGAAGAAGGUGUCUCUCUCGCUCGUCGCCAACCCGUCGCAUCUCGAGGCGGAGGACCCUAUCGUCCUCGGCAAGACCCGCGCCAUUCAGCACUUCGAAGGCGACGAGGCGACACACACCACCGCCAUGGGUGUGCUGCUGCACGGAGACGCGGCGUUUGCUGGCCAGGGUGUGGUGUACGAGACGAUGGGGAUGCAGAAUCUUCCCAACUACGGGACGGGCGGAACGGUCCACAUCAUCGUCAACAACCAAAUCGGUUUCACCACCGACCCGCGGUUCGCCCGUUCCACUCCUUACCCCUCGGACAUUGCCAAGUCGAUCGACGCGCCCAUCUUCCACGUAAACGGUGAUGACGUCGAAGCGGUCAACUACGUCUGUACGCUCGCCGCGGAAUGGCGCGCCACGUUCAAGAAGGACGUGGUCGUCGAUAUCGUCUGUUACCGUCGGUACGGGCACAACGAGACGGACCAGCCGUCAUUCACCCAGCCGCGGAUGUACAAGGCGAUUCAGAACCAGCCUACCGUACUCUCUCUAUACACGGACCAGUUGAUCAAGGAGGGCACGUUCACCGAGAAGGAGAUUGAUGAGCACCGGCAGUGGGUGUGGGGGAUGCUCGAGAAGGCGCAGGAUCUCGCCAAGGAGUACAAGCCCUCGGCGCGCGAGUGGCUCUCGUCCUCAUGGGAGGGAUUCCCGACGCCCAAGGAGCUCGCGGAGAAUGUCCUCCCCCACCACCCGACCGGAACCGACCAGCACACGCUCAAGCAGAUCGGUAACGUCAUCUCCACCUUCCCCGAGGGAUUCACACCCCACAAGAACCUCGCACGGAUCAUCGGGUCCCGCGGAAAGGCCGUCAAUGAGGGUAAAAACAUUGACUGGUCGACCGCCGAGGCGCUCGCUUUCGGCUCGCUCUGCCUCGAGGGCACGCACGUCCGUGUCUCCGGACAGGACGUCGAGCGGGGUACCUUCUCGCAGCGACACGCGGUCGUGCACGACCAGGAGACGGAGAACCAGUAUGUCCCUCUCAAGCACCUCGGUGGCGAGCAGGGCUCGUUCACCGUCUGCAACUCGCACUUGUCGGAGUUUGGUACGCUUGGGUUCGAGCUCGGAUACUCGUUGGUCAGCCCCAACAGCUUGACCAUCUGGGAGGCGCAGUUUGGUGACUUUGCGAACAACGCUCAAUGUAUCAUUGACCAAUUCAUCGCUGCCGGUGAACGCAAGUGGCUUCAGCGGUCUGGGCUCGUCAUGAGCUUGCCGCACGGGUACGACGGUCAGGGACCGGAACACUCGUCUGGGCGUAUCGAGCGGUUCUUGCAGCUGUGCGAUGAUGAGCCGAGAGUCUACCCCGCACCGGAGAAGCUGGACAGGCAGCACCAGGACUGCAACAUGCAGGUUGUGUACCCUACUACCCCCGCCAACUACUUCCACGUUCUUCGCCGUCAGAACCAGCGCGAGUUUAGAAAACCCCUCAUCAUUUUCUUCUCCAAAUCCCUCCUCCGUCACCCGCUCGCCCGGUCCGACCUCUCGGCCAUGGAAGGCGAGACCAUCUUCCAGCGGUACCUCCCCGAAGAGCACCCGGACACCCUCGUCGCGCCCGACCAGAUCAAGCGUCAUAUCCUGUGUACCGGCCAGGUCUACUAUCAGCUCCUCCAGGAGCGUGAGAAGCGAGGGAUCAAGGAUGUGGCUAUCUCGAGGGUGGAGCAGUUGUCCCCUUUGCCUUAUGAUCUGAUUACGCCUCAUUUGGACAAGUAUGCGAAUGCCGAGCUUAUUUGGGCUCAGGAGGAGCCUUUGAACAAUGGUGCUUGGACAUAUGUCCAGCCUAGGUUGAUCACUGCUCUUAAGCAGACGGAACACCACAAGAACCGGAUCCCGAUUUACGCUGGACGCAAGCCGUCCUCGUCUGUCGCGACGGGUCACAAGCAGGCGCACAAGGAUGAGGUGGAGAUGAUCAACGAGAUGGCGUUUAAUGCGACCGAGUAA
Molecule: messenger RNA, 3096 nt
Organism: Dioszegia hungarica
Lineage: Eukaryota; Fungi; Basidiomycota; Tremellomycetes; Tremellales; Bulleribasidiaceae
Product: thiamine diphosphate-binding protein
Exons: 8
Coding region: 1-3096 (1031 amino acids)
Biological process (GO): tricarboxylic acid cycle
Cellular component (GO): oxoglutarate dehydrogenase complex; mitochondrion
Molecular function (GO): thiamine pyrophosphate binding; oxoglutarate dehydrogenase (succinyl-transferring) activity
Source: RefSeq, a predicted model, not a curated record